This is a messenger RNA of Penicillium cinerascens, 2147 nucleotides long. Its product is annotated as WD40 repeat domain-containing protein. NCBI's taxonomy places the organism in Eukaryota, Fungi, Ascomycota, Eurotiomycetes, Eurotiales, Aspergillaceae. Bases 282 to 1997 code for a protein of 571 amino acids. The record is from RefSeq and is a predicted model, not a curated record. Gene Ontology annotation, molecular function: protein binding; transcription corepressor activity. Gene Ontology annotation, biological process: regulation of transcription by RNA polymerase II. Gene Ontology annotation, cellular component: Set3 complex. The transcript is spliced from 5 exons.
CUUCAACCUUCAACCUUCAGCCUCCACCCUUUAGCGCCUCGCCCUCCCUUGCUCGUCACCCCAGAAAUUCAACCCUGAGAUUUCAUCUGCCCGAACCCUAUUCUUCAACACCUGGACCACCCCUGACUUCUGGCUCCGGACUCCGUCUCCGAAGCAACUCGUGUUCCUGUACCCGCCUCUCGCGCAUCUCGCAACCGCUCUCCACUUUUGAUUUUCCUUUCCCUUGCGGAAGCACCCUCCUCCUCUGGCAUGUCCACCUGGAGGUGGUCGCACAUGUAAUCAUGGCACACCCCGACCUUACAUCGCAUCACGUCAACUACUUAAUAUGGCGGUAUCUUCAGGAAGCAGGUCACGGUGAGGCCGCCGUAUCACUGCAGCGUGCAUGGUACCCCGACCCGCAGAGUCUGCCUUUUGCGCGUCACAUCCGAACCCAUGCGCUGGUCUCGCUGGUCCAAAAGGGCCUGCAGUACCACGAGCUGGAGUCCUCCAUUGACAAGGAGGGGAACCGCAUCUCACUUAACCCAUCGGAUUAUUUCUUCGGACCAGAGCCCUUCGAGGUAACCGACUUGCAAAAUCGCGAUGAGCACGUUCCCGAAGAACCCGUUGCGCCGGAGCCUCGCGACCGCGUGACGAACGGUCACCCGGCCGAGAACGGCAAAAAGAUCCUCAAGGAAACUAACGGCAAUGAGCCGAUGGAAGUUGACGACGAAACCGAGAGCAAGCCCGGCUCACCGAUCCCGGCUCACUUGGAUGGCGACGGGGAUGUGAGCAUGGGGCCCGAGGACGUGCCUCAGGAACCCAUUCUUACAAUGGGCCCCAGCGUCGGCGUCCAGAUCUCCCCCGCCAAGGCCGCCGAUUUGGCGCCCGACACCGCCUUGCUCCAGGCCGAUGAUCACGUGAUAUCAACUGCCUGGCACCCCAACGACUCGACCGUACUCGCGGCUUCCGGCGAUACAUUCUGCAGUCUGUGGAAGCUUACUUCGUCGUCGCCUCCGGUGCAGAACCGAUUCCUGGACCUGAAGGGCAGCGGUGCCUAUGUAUCAGCGGUCAAGUGGGAUGCUAUCGGCGCUAAACUGGCCGUGGCGUCCAUUCGGGACAUGAAAGGAACGGUCACCAUGUACAACACCGAUGGCAACGUAGUGGACUUGCUUCCGGAUCUCCCCCGGGUGAUAAGCGGAUUGCACUGGUCGGAGGAGAGCCCGCAGCUGGCCAUCGUGGCAUCGGACGAACGAACCUCGGAACUGGCCCUUUGGGACGACAACCGCCGGCCGGAAGUGUUUCCACCACCUCAAGUCAUUGACAGCCAUAUCUACGACUUGGCAUGGUGUGGACGCAACCAAGUAUUUGCCUGCGGGAACGGGGCCGUUUAUCAAUGCGAUGUCAGCCAAAACAUCAACCUGAACAAAACAUAUCAAUCCACCGAUAUCGACGCCGCUUGGACCUUCAUCCGCUGCACUCAGACGGAAACCUACUCCGUGGCAGUCACGGCCGGCUCUGCAAACUCCGCGAUCUGGAUCCCGACGCACGACAUCCUGAUCGAAAACGCUCACCAGGACGCCAUCACGGCGCUUGACAUCCGCCCGCAACCCCACGCGGAAAAACGGACCCCUACAAUCACAAUUGCUUCGUACUCAACGGACAGCUGCGUCAACGUGUGGCAAGUGGAUCUGGAGUCCAAGGAAUACAAGCGCAUCCAUCGUUUGCGUUUGGGUUCCUCUGUCCCAGCUCUCGCAGGCAGCUUCUCUCCAGAUGGAUACGCUCUGAGUGCGGUGAGCAACGACCGGCUCUUCAUCUGGAAUGCAGAGCGUGGUGGUGAGCCUGUGUCUACGUGGACCGCACCCGGCUCCGGAGAGAUUAAGGAAGAAUCCGAGCACACGAACGGACAGAAUGGGCAUGCAAUGCCGAUCCCUGACCGUGCUCUAUCAUGGGACACUGACGGCAAGAAACUUGCUUAUGGCUUUGGGAAUCAGAUGGCUAUUGUUAACUUGCAGCGGUGAGCGGGCUUGGCCAGCGUCAAUGUUCGAAGGCUUUGCUUGGCGCAAUAAGCACUUCCCCACCACCAAUGAAUUGGGUUUUCCUGAAGUACGUGAUCUUGGCAUGGUAUAAUUGAUACCUUUACCAGCCAUGAGCUGGAGACGAUUUCAGGG